Daphnia pulicaria is the source of this 1660-nucleotide messenger RNA. RefSeq names its product G2/mitotic-specific cyclin-B2-like. The transcript is spliced from 9 exons. The coding region runs from base 236 to 1465 and encodes 409 amino acids. Gene Ontology annotation, biological process: mitotic cell cycle phase transition; regulation of cyclin-dependent protein serine/threonine kinase activity. Gene Ontology annotation, cellular component: nucleus; cyclin-dependent protein kinase holoenzyme complex; cytoplasm. Gene Ontology annotation, molecular function: cyclin-dependent protein serine/threonine kinase regulator activity. Lineage: Eukaryota; Metazoa; Arthropoda; Branchiopoda; Diplostraca; Daphniidae. The record is from RefSeq and is a predicted model, not a curated record.
AUGAAGGCAGAUUUUGCCACCAACGGCAACAUCGCACUUUUAAAACUUUUAAAUAACACUUGUUUCUCAACGGUUUUCAUCAUUCGACGCUCUUCUCUGUGCAAGCUGCUCCAAGCUGUUUUUAGUUUUGUCAAUAAUACGAGUUCCUCGAUCUGCUUUUAUCCUCGUAUCGACACUUAUCACCCGAGUUUGUUUUUACGUCUUGAACUUUUGAUUAUUAUUUUAACUGUUCAAAAUGCCCCGCCUAAAGUUGGAUGCUGCCCCUUCAAACAUGAUGCUGGAGAAUCGCAACAACCCACUUAAGGCCAAGUCCACUACGGUUGGGUUUGUGGUUCAGAAAGCACCAGGCCCUAGUCUGCGACCCAGAGCUGCUCUCGGUGAUUUAACAAAGGCCACAGUCAACAAUCAAGUCAAGAAUGAGCAGCCAGAUGAAAAAAUUAAGAAGCCUGCCAUGGGUAUUGCUCCCAGAAAGCCUCUCCAGAGCACUAAUGUCACUAAGAAAGUUGUUCCAGCUGCAGCCCCCAAAGCUGUGGUGUGCACAAACAAGGCUGAACCUGAAGCUUACUCCAGUAAGCAGCUUCCCAUUGAAGAUAUUGAUCUUGAUAGGGAUAACCCUCAGUUGGUUUCUUAUUAUGCCAAAGAUAUCUACUCUUACUUACGUCAAUUAGAGAAAUCGUACAUGAUUGGAGCUCACUACAUGGAUUUUGGAUACAUUAUCCGGCCAACUAUGCGUACUAUCUUGGUUGACUGGCUUGUUGACGUCCACGGUCGCUUCAAGAUGCUUCAAGAAACUUUGUACCUGAGCGUUUCUGUGAUGGAUUCUUUCCUUCAGGCUGAUUCCACAGUUAACCGCAAGGAGUUGCAGCUUGUUGGCCUGACAGCCAUGCUGAUUGCGGCCAAGUUUGAAGAGACAUGGGCUCCCGAGAUCAAUGAUUUCGUGUACAUGUCUGAUAAAGCGUACACUGCAAAGGAUGUGCUUGCUAUGGAGUGUCGAAUGUUGCAAAAGUUGGACUUCCGGUUGGGUCGUCCUCUACCUCUUCACUUCUUGCGCCGCAAUACUCAAGCUGCCUCACAAAUUCUCGAUCAGGUCGAUGUUUUACACCACACGCUUUCGAAGUAUCUUAUGGAACUUACACUUCCCGAGUAUAGUUUCUGCCAUUACUUGCCCUCAGAGCUUGCUGCCGCUGCUCUUUGUCUUUCUCUCCGUAUUUUGGAUGAGAAUGACACGGACGGCAGCAAAUUGUGGAACCACUCCAUGGUAUACUAUUCUGGGUACACCUAUGAGAGUUUGGAACCCCUUAUGGAGAAACUAUGUGGCCUUGUUGCUUCUGCUGACGUCAGUAAAUUCCAGGCUGUUCGGAAGAAGUAUGCUUGCUCCAAACUGUACAACAUCAGCACUGUCCCUCAUCUGAAGUCGCCGUUAGUCACAGUACUUGCCAAAAGAUCAGCAGCAAUCAAAAAUUGAAGGAUGGCUUUAGUUCAUUGAAAUUUUUUUCCUUAAAAUUAUUGUUUUCGCCUUAUGGUCGGUUUUACCGACCGGUUUUAUUAUGUUCACAUUUACGAUAAAAAUUUGCGUGUUACGGGUAGGUAACGUAGAACUGUUUGAAAAGGUUGUCAUUUAUAAUUGCCAAAAUAAACGACUCGAGUCUCUUCUUCUAAA